AUGUCCGACUCGAUUCGCAUACCAGUACGCUUGUUUGUGGGGAAACUCCCUGCGGCAUGGAAUGAGCAGAACAUUCGCGAUUUAUUCGAGGCGUACGGUGAAGUGCAGGAGGUAGGCCUGAUCAGACCUAAAGAAAACGGCAAGCAGCAGACAGGCUGUGCAUUCGUUAAGUUUGGUGCUGUCCAUGAAGCCGCUACUGCGAUCAAAUCUCUUAAUGGAACUUACAAAGCUGACGAUGCCUCUGGCUUCGUUCAAGUGCAGUUCGCAAAUGGUGAGCCCGAGAGACUUGGCCUGCCCGAAGACACUGAGGGUUACUCUCAGAAGCUGUUCGUGGGCAAUGUGAGCAGUCUUCUUUUUGAAGCUAAGGCGAUGCUAUUCUUCCCUAGGUACGGUAAUGUCACCGAAGCUUACAGCCUGGAGUCUAAGCGGGCCAGCGGGAAUAAGGCAGCGUUCGUGAGAUUCUCGAAGAAGUCGGACGCUCUCAAGGCCAUUGACGCUCUUAACGAUAAGUACACCUUCCCUGGCGAGCCCCAUCCUAUUACGGUGAAAUGUGCUGAUACGAGAGAACAGAGGCUCGCGCAUAAACAGGAGUUUGAUUCUCAUCGUUUCCAAGGAGGUGGAGACAGACCUUUCCGAACUCCCGAUCAAGGAGGAUUCGAUAGAAUGCAACAAAUAGGAAGUGCUCCACGAGACGGUUUCCAAAGCCGAUCUGGAGGAUACCAACCACCUCCCCCACCACCCGCCGUAGCGCAGCCUCGUCGGGCUGGCCCUUGGACUGAAUAUCUCAACCAUCCAGACGGCCGAUAUUAUUACCACAACUCCCAGACGGGACAGACCCAGUGGGAGGUGCCCUUCGAGUUUCAAAACAUGGGUCCGCCUCCGCCACCUCCUCAGCAGCAACCUCAGAGUGCCGGGUUCCAACAAACCCCCCAGGGUGGUGUUAACCUAGGACCAGGCGGCGGCUAUGGUCAGAUGAACAUGUCCCUUUCGGGUCAGCAAUCUGGCAGAUCGCAACAGCAGCAGCAGCAGCAACAUGGCAAGAACGGCCCUCCGGGAGCCAACGUUUUCGUGUACAACAUCCCUGGCGAUUGGAAGGACGGUGAUCUCGCGAGGGAAUUUUCUUCUUGCGGGUCGAUUUCCACGACAAAGGUCAUUAUCGAUAACGCGACGAACCACUCCAAGGGCUAUGGCUUCGUCUCUUUCAAUGAAGUGCCAAGUGCUGUAACAGCCGUGAGAAAUAUGGAUGGUUUCACUACACAUACUGGAAAGCGGCUGAAGGUGCAGAUUAAGAAGGGCGAGGAGGAAGCUGCUGCUCAGAUCAUGGGAUUGUCGUUGAGUCAAAUUCGCGGAAUGAUGUCGCGCACGUACAAUGGUGCUGCUAUUGACCCUGAGGAAGAGGCGGUGCUGGUGACACGGGCGGGAAGUGUGCGAACUAAUGGGCGGUACUACAGGACGGACCGAACCAGCGUUGAAGGAGUAGUGAUGUACAGAAAGCCUGGCACUAAUUUGGGGCUGAUUUACUGGGAGGAUGGUAAGUGGUAUAUUGCUGAUUGUGGAGACGAGUUCAGCCCGGCUGGGGAGGACCAUCUGGACUUCUAUUCGGCCUCUGUUGUUGGACCGCGGAAAGAGAAAGUCCCAGAGAAAGGGUGGGCAGUUGAGGAAGAUGGUGUUGCUCCUGCCCCCGAAAUAUCAUUUGGAGACGACUGUACAGCGAAAGGCUCAGCAUCGAUAUUAAUGGGUAAAGUGAAGGUGGCCCUACGUCAAAGCGGUGAUGUGGUUUCUGAGGACCUUGUACUCGACUGUCGCUCAGCAAUCGCUCUUAACCCAACGUUUGAUGCAUAUUUCACACUAGCGACGAUACUAGAGAGGCUUGGGAAGGGAGAGGAGGCGUACGAGGCGAUAGCGGAACUCGGAGGUGCUGAGUGGAUAAAGCAUGGCGCGCCGGAGAACUAUUACGUUAUGGAGCAGCGGAAAGAAGCUAGUGAGCUGUUGGCGAGAGUGAGGGAUCCUAAUAAGGAGGAUAUCGCCCACCUUUGUAAAAUACUACUCGAUACGAGAAUCCAUCGAUUCACCGAUUUUAUGGUACGGGUAUCGAAAACACUGCGAGAUAUGCUCGAAUCGAAAGCAGGGCAUGGGUACUAUAUGGAUGAUACUAAUGACGACCACCACCACGAUGAUGAUGAUGGAUCGGUGACUACAGCGAGAGAGUAUGCGAGAAGACAGAGGGAGUUCAGAGAGAACGAUGGCGUUAGUGUGGCGCAUAACAUGAGGAUGCUAUAUAGGAAUAUAGAUAGAUUUACUUUCGAUACUCGAGAUGUGGCAUUGACGCGAACCAAACUGUUCUCGGCCGCUGAUGCAUUCCGUGCCUUUGCCACUCCGGAGGCUCAGAGACUUGAUAGCAAGGGCGUCGAUGCUACAUUCAAGAAGUUUUGGCAAACAGAUGUGCAAAAUGACGAUAACCCUUACGAAAGCACUGAGUCGAAAUUGAAAGACACUGACCCAGAGAAGGAAGACAAGUGCCCCGUCAUCAAGAACAUCAACGAAAGUGAGGACUUGGAGGCUGAGCAAGACCGUCAGGAGGCGUAUCGGAAACGCCUGUGGGAUGGUGGUAGACCAUGGGAGGUUGGCGAAAUCUCGCUGGGCACUUUACACGCUCACGACUGCAAUGCCCAGUUGAAGCUGAUAUCAGUGCAUGGCGUGGUAUUCGACGUUUCAGAAAAUCUAGACAAAUAUGCACCAGAUGGAGAGUAUUUCUUUUUCGCUGGUCGGGACAUCACUUGGCCGCUCGCCACGAGUGCCCUUAACGGCGAGUACGCGGACCAGUUCUACAACCUCACUCCAGCUAUGCGAAAGAAGGUUUACGGUUGGAUGGAGUACUAUGAGAAGAAAUACAAAGUCGUGGGAUAUCUGGACAAGUACCAUACGGAGGAGGAAUUCCCGGAACCUCCUCCAGAGGACCAACAACCUGAGAUGGAGUGUACGAUCAUGUGA
Molecule: messenger RNA, 2991 nt
Organism: Perkinsus marinus ATCC 50983
Lineage: Eukaryota; Perkinsozoa; Perkinsida; Perkinsidae
Exons: 27
Coding region: 1-2991 (996 amino acids)
Cellular component (GO): cytoplasm; ribonucleoprotein complex; nucleus
Molecular function (GO): mRNA binding; protein binding
Source: RefSeq, a predicted model, not a curated record